Pygocentrus nattereri (red-bellied piranha) is the source of this 2057-nucleotide messenger RNA. RefSeq names its product dehydrogenase/reductase (SDR family) member 13b.2 (gene dhrs13b.2). Bases 219 to 1496 code for a protein of 425 amino acids. The transcript is spliced from 8 exons. NCBI's taxonomy places the organism in Eukaryota, Metazoa, Chordata, Actinopteri, Characiformes, Serrasalmidae. The record is from RefSeq and is a predicted model, not a curated record.
UGCAGUUGGACGCAGGGCUGGUGGAGUUAAAGGCAAGGUAAAAGCUGAGGCUUGCCGUUUGGUCCGACCUCAGUGAAGCUCGUCGGUCUGACAGGACCGGCGCUGCGCGUGCACGUCUCUGUCAGUGAAGCCGUGACGAAAUGAAAGCGAAAGCAACUUUGUUUGCAUGGCGGUUUCUUCGCUCACAGACUGGACGGCUCUGAACGGCGGUGUCUACCAUGUUUAUUGUGUUUGGUGGUCUUUUCCUCGCAGUGUUAGCUUCAGGUGUAGGCCGCUGUGGUUCUCAGUCUGUGCAUGAUGUCCAGUGGUUGCCAUGUCAGUUUGUGGAUGAGUCAAUAAAUACAAAUGCAGAGGGUCACAAAGAGACCACAUACCACCAUCGAAACGCAUUGCUGCAGUUUGGGGUUUUAGGAGACCGUCCUAUAGACCAGGAUGUCAUCACCUUCCUAGUAGUAGCUUCAAAGGUGGACAUGAGGCGCUAUGUGGAAGGUGGCGGGGACACGCUGCAGUGUGAGAUCCGCAGAUACAGCACUGGAGGCAUUGUCAUGCGUUGGCCUGGUUUAGGGGCUCAAGAGCAUGACAUCUGGUUCACCUGUACCCUCACACACACUGAGGGGCUGUUCGUCAUCACCACCUUCCUCAGACACACACCUGCACAGGAAGGACAUCACGAGUGGAUUCAGGUUGCAGACAGGGAGCUUCUGACCACCUCAGCUGCGAUGGUUGUAGUGACACGCACACCUAGUGUUGCAGUGGGCUUAAUGAUGGGUCAGACGCUGCACUGUCAGUUUGCUGUGGAUCAUAAGCAGGCCAGCAUGACUGUAGAGUGGAGGCUUCAGCGACGUGGCGAACGCACCAAAAUCUUCAGCUAUUCCAGCCGCUCAGGCAAGACAGAGGGCAGCGGAGUCUCUAUCAAAGCCAUUGGAGCCGGAAACGCCUCUCUGAAACUUCCACUCACCUCCCAGGCCAGUGAAGGCACAUACGUGUGCUCAGUGCACGUCCCCCCUCUCUACGGCAGCCAUGACAUUACACUCAACAUCCACGAGCCCCCUCGUGUGUCAGUGAACGUGGGCUCUUCCUUGGCUCUAACUCUGGGCGGAGAGCAGAAGGUGGUAUGUGAUGCUGAGGGAUAUUACCCGCUUGAUGUCAACAUUGAGUGGGUACGGGAGCCAUCAGGUUCCAGCUUUCUGCCUGAAGUACUGAAGAACGUGCUGUACUCCAGCCACCGCCACAAUAAAGAUGGUACAUACUCGCUCUCAGCCUUCUUCCUGCUGCAGCCUGUCCUGGAGGACUCUGGCUACAAGUACACUUGCAGGGUUCACCACCAGGCUCUGCGCAUACCAAUCCGCAAGAGCUUCACCCUCACUGUCUCAGAGCAAGACUCUCUGUGGUAUGUCUUAGUCUUUGGAUUCAUUAUCACCAUGAUUGGACUUCUGCUCUGGCUAGUCCCUCAGUACCUUAGGGCAAAGAAACAAUCAGCGAGAAAGGCAUUCUGAGACAUGCCAGAGGACUUACAGCUCCUCUCCAUGGAGACAGACAACACUAUCCCUCUUCUCUCCCUCCAUCUUCCCUCCUCCACUCCUGAUUGGAUCCAUGGAUCAGGUGUUUCUCUUUGGACCCUCUGUAGGUUGUUGUGAAGGCUGGUGUCAAUCUGCUGAGUUUUAUGACUUUAUUUAAACUGCGCAAAGGUGCAGAAGAACACUGAACACAACACCAAGAAGCCUGCCAGAGUGUUCGGCCCCAAGUAAAUAGAAAGUUAGAUCUGACAUCAUGAAUAAUAUGAGCUCUUUUGUGAUCAUUUUAGACUUGAAUUUGGUAAGAUAUUUAUUUGACAAAUUUAAAUAAUAACAGAUCUACAAAAAUUUCACUGGGCUGAUUUUAGAAGACUGUAGGUAUACAGUCUCAGAUUGUUCCAAAUGAUUCAGGUUUGUCUUUACAGGAAUAAAUGUAUAUUAUUCAAUAACACAGUUGCAUUUUGGCAGAUUAGAACAUUUUAUUUGGUUGUUUUGCAAAAUACUUGAAUAAAAACAUAUGAUAAAGAACAAAAAAUAGUCAAA